This is a messenger RNA of Asparagus officinalis (garden asparagus), 584 nucleotides long. Its product is annotated as phosphoserine phosphatase, chloroplastic-like. Gene Ontology annotation, molecular function: magnesium ion binding. NCBI's taxonomy places the organism in Eukaryota, Viridiplantae, Streptophyta, Magnoliopsida, Asparagales, Asparagaceae. Gene Ontology annotation, biological process: dephosphorylation; L-serine biosynthetic process. Bases 59 to 391 code for a protein of 110 amino acids. Gene Ontology annotation, cellular component: cytoplasm. The record is from RefSeq and is a predicted model, not a curated record. The transcript is spliced from 4 exons.
CAACAAGCUGAAGGCUGGUGGUACUAGUGUAUAUCUUAUAUCGGGAGGCUUUCGUCAAAUGAUCAAUCCUGUUGCAUCACAGCUUGGAAUUGAAAACAUCUACGCAAAUCAAUUACUUUUUACGAGUUCUGGGGGUUUCCUUGGGUUUGACAAAGACGAGUUUACUUCUAGGAGUGGUGGGAAGGCUACAGCUGUGCAACAUAUAAGAAAGGUCCAUCACUACAAGACUUUGGUCAUGAUUGGAGAUGGAGCAACUGAUCUUGAGGCUCGGCAGCCAGGUGGCGCUGAUCUGUUCAUAUGCUAUGGAGGGGUUCAGCUGCGUGACACAGUCGCAGCCAAAGCUGAUUGGCUUGUUAUCGACUUCAAACAACUGCUAACUUCAUUGGAAUAACUGUCCUCCAGUCACAAGGAAAAUUUUACCACCAUUAUUUUGAUUCAAGUUUUCUUUAUAGAUGUUAUUUACAAUUCAGAAUUCAAAACAUUUGUAUCUAAAUUGCGGUUUCUCCCAGUUUCCUUUUAUCCUGUGUGUUUGUAACAAUUAAGGGGAGUAUGCUGGUGGUUAGUGAGGCUUAGAUCUUUAGUUA